GGGGAAGAGGAAAGAGGAGGGGUGAUAUCCCAGCAAACAGCUGCUGCAGCUGUGAAGAGAAAAAAGGAGGAAGAUCAGGAGCAAUUGCAGCAGUCUCACCCCUGUGACAGAUUUAUUCACAUCUGCCAAAGGCAGAUUUGGUCUUGGUACCUUUUGUGCAAGUAUUAACACAGUGAGAUGAAACCCCAUUUUGAGAUCAGGACCACUCCAUCACUCGGAGAGAAUCAACACAUGAGAGAUCGGUCCUCCAGCUUUACCGUGAAGACCUACCUGUUUGUGUAUGACCUGAUGCAAUUCUGUGGGCAUUCCUGGAUAUUUACAAAUAUGAUCAUCAGGUACAUGUCGUUUGGAAAAGAUUCAUUGGCCGACACAUUUUACUCCAUAGGACUUGUGAUGCGCCUUUGUCAGUUGUUAUCUGUACUGGAGAUCCUACACAUCCUCAUUGGCAUUGAUAAAAGCCGUCUCUUGCCCAGGUUUUUGCAGAUCACUGAGAGAAUAGUUGUGUUGUUUGUCGUGAUCAACAGUCAGGAAGAAGUUCAAGGGAAAUACAUUGUGUGUGUUCUAUUUUUCCUUUGGAACUUAUUAGAUGUGGUCAGGUACACUUACAACAUGUUGGCAAGGAUGGGAAUUCACUACUUACCACUGACAUGGCUGAACUUCUCACUGUGCAUCCUGCUCUAUCCGCUUUCAGUUCUGGCUAAAGCAUUUGCAAUCUGUGUAUCACUGCCUUACUUUGAAACCUUUGGCACAUACUCCGUCAAGCUACCAUUUCCAUUUGCCUUCUCAGUCUACUUCCCCUAUGUUCUGAAAAUGUACCUGCUAGUGCUGUUUACAGGUAUGUGCUUUAUCAUCCGGAACCUCUUCUCAGAAAGGAAGGCUCACCUAGAAACAGGCAACUCCAAAAAGAAAAGCAGCUAAGCUGAUACUGUGUUUUGAAUUGUGAAAUGUAUUCCCAGUGGGCUAGUACGUGUCGUAGGCAAAAAGAGACAAAGACUUCCCAUGCAUAACUCCUGUUUGCAUGCACAUUAUCCAGCUGUGUUCAGUCUUCAGAAAAGAAACAUCUCUAAUGCUCCUCAAAAAAAUGGAGCAGCUUGGAAUAACUUGUUACUUUUGGAAGUUUUGACUGCAAAUGUCAGGAUUGUUAAAAAUGAAUAUUUUUCUAAUAAAAGAGAACUCAGAAAAAUAAAUAAAUAAAUAAAUAAAUAAAUAGAAGAAUGCCUUCACCACAGUUACACUAACAACCCUUAUUUUGGUGUUAAUUAUUGCCUCAUCAUCAUCAGAUAUUCUGUAAAGCCACCGCCACUACUUAAUAUACUAUAUUAGGCAAACAUGUAUGUGCCUCCUAUAUAUAAACUGGCUAUAAUGCGGAUCUGUCAAGGAGCAGAAGCUGGAAGCUUUGCAGCCUAUGAGAUUCAUAUGCUGAUUGCUGCAGACAUUCACAAAAGACCCCUGAUAUUCUGGCCCAGCAUUCACUUCUGCCAAAGAGAUUCCAGCAAAGUAAACCAUGAGGGCAAAUGAUCAGGUACUCAGGUACAAUAUAUCCAAGCAAAGCUUAUCAUCACGGCACUGGUAGAUGCUGAGAAUCUUUUUCCUUGCUGUGAUUUUUCUUUAAUGCUGAACAGCAAACAGAUAGGCAAGAGAAGCAUGAGUUCAGGCCAAAUGAAUGUUAUUCUUUAAAGUGAAGGUACUGACCAUCAAAAAAGCCACGUGCAAAAUUCUACCUGUUUUACUGAAGUUCACAGCCUUUUUUACUUCUAGUGGACUACCUGUGAGGAAGCAACCAGAGCACAGUCUUUUGAAUUUGGGAGUCAAGAACAUAUAGCAGCCCAGGGAACCCAGUAAGAAGGAGAAAACAGAAAACUGAGGAAAGGAUGGAAGAGUGACAGGGGAAAUUAACACUAUCGCAUAACAAAGAGGCUGUUAGUGUAAUUAUCUAAACCAUGCUCUUGAGAGGGGGUGUUCAAACUGUUUUAAGUAGCAGACAAGUUAGACUGGUCUUGAGGCCAGCUGUUAUGAAAAGUCACCUACUAUAAUUUUUAUUAAAUGUAUGUGGCAGACAGCACCUGCAGACUGUUGUGACCACUGGGAUAUAUGCAAAGUACAAGCAACGGGAUCCUACAUGCAGUAGUUUAAUGGGGACCCUGGAUAUUUUGAAAGCACUGCAGUCAAGAGUUAGUAAUUUGGAUGUUGUUACAGACACAGACGUACUUUCACUUUGGACUUCUGCGUGACCCAAACCAAUCCAAGUGCAGACAGUCUGAAUAAAAAAAAAAGUAUAAGCAGCUGAAGAAGAUGGCAGUUUCAAAGGAAAGAGCUAAAACAGGAACACUUCACAAUCAGAUGACACUGCAAUAUGCAAAGUGAAAUAUGGACAUUUCCCCUCUUGGUGAUUCAAUCGAAUGUCUUUGACUUAAAACCAGAGUUAAUAGUACAGGAAGGAUGUGGAGCUGUGGGAGUGGAUCCAGAGGAGGGCCGUGAAGGUGGUCAGAGGGUGGAAGAACCUCUCCUGUGAAGAGAGGCUGAGGGAGCUGGGCUUUUUCAGCCUGGAGAAGAAUAGGCUCUGGUGAGACAUAGCUGCAGCCUUCCAGUACCUUGAGGAGCUUAUAAGUAAGAGGGAGACCAACUUUUCACACAGUCUGAUAGGGAUAAGACAGGGGAGAAUGGCUUUAAAGUAGAGGGGAAUAGACUUAAGUUAAAUGUUAGAAAGAAAUUCUUAGGUACUAGAAUACAUAGAGAGUGGUGAGGCACUGGCACAGCUGCCCAGAGAAGCUGCGGAGUCUUCAUCCCUGGGGGUGCUCAAGGCCAAACUGGGUGGGGCCCUGGGCAGCCUGAGCUGGUGGGGGGCAGCCCUGCUCACAACAGGGGGUUGGAACUGAAGAAUCCUCAAGGUCCCCUCCGACUAUUCAGUGACCCUGCAGGAGGAAACACGACAUAUUAUAUUGGGUUUAUGCAGCACAAGGGAAGGUGCGUGGAUGGCUUCUGUGAGAAGAGGCCCACAGCUGUGAGCUGGCCAGAGAGCUGGUACCAGAUGACUCCAAAACAGCCACCACAGGAUACCACUGAGCCUAUUAACAUUGUGAGUAGUCCUUCUGUGAAAAUAUUAUUUAAGAAAAAGUAAAAACACUGCAUGCUAGCUGUGAGGGAGAGGAGUGAGAACAUGUGUGAGAAGCAGCCCUGUGGGUGCCAAGGUCAGUGCAGCAGGAGGUGCUCCAGGCACAGAGCAGAACUCCAAGUGCAGCAACGAAGGACUGCAGCAGUGGAUGUGGACUCACUGAAGAAGCCAUGGAAAUGCCGGAGCAACCUUUUCCAGAUGGCCUCUACUCCACAGUGAAGACAUAUGCUGGAACAGCUCUUGAAAUACUACAGUGCACAAGCAGGGUCUGCACCAGUGCAGAUGCUGAAGGAGGGGUCCCACACCAGAGCAGGGGUACAGUAUGAGAAGAAAGCAGCAGAAAAGACAGUGUUAUCCCAAUCCUCAUUUCCCAUCUCCCCUGACAAGAAUUAAGAAUUGGAGUUGAGCAUGUAGGAGGGACUGUUUUUUAUAUUUGUUUAUCACCAUGCUAUGUUUAUUUGGCAAUAAACUGAUCUUCCCCCGA
Gallus gallus (chicken) is the source of this 3596-nucleotide messenger RNA. It is a transcript of the gene HACD4, whose product is annotated as 3-hydroxyacyl-CoA dehydratase 4. The record is from RefSeq and is a predicted model, not a curated record. The transcript is spliced from 8 exons. Gene Ontology annotation, biological process: very long-chain fatty acid biosynthetic process; sphingolipid biosynthetic process; fatty acid elongation. NCBI's taxonomy places the organism in Eukaryota, Metazoa, Chordata, Aves, Galliformes, Phasianidae. The coding region runs from base 178 to 918 and encodes 246 amino acids. Gene Ontology annotation, molecular function: 3-hydroxyacyl-CoA dehydratase activity. Gene Ontology annotation, cellular component: endoplasmic reticulum membrane.